CUAUGAUCCUCAGCUGCAGUAUAUCAGUUAAUUAGAUGGCUAAUUUGUGUAUUAAAUAAACAUCUGAUUUGAGAAUUAGCUAUUUUACUUGAAAGGUGGAUUUUGGACGAAACCUUGAAAGCAACAUCCCGCCCGUCUUCGUUUCCUGGAAGGAGGAAACAGCCAAUAACCUCUGGCAGAGAGAGCCAUACAAGAAGAGGCGACCCGGCGACCGCAGCAGGCUGCCACUUCUCUGCUACCGGGCUAAUAUUACCGUGUUUCGGACCCUUUAACUGGGAGUUAAGACAUUAACCAGAUGCCUCUAUGAUCCAGCUAACAUCACAGCGAGAUAUACAGUGUUCAGUUUGCACAAGCACGAGUUAAUAUCCCUCAUUUGCCAUCACAGCACUGUCUGUGUCUGAAACCCUGUCCUCUGUACUUUGACUCUUGAAAUCUACAUAAACUACUGCAGGCUGCUCCUUCGAGGUGAGCCAUGGCUGACCCGAACUCCACCCGCCCCCAAAGGAAGAUGUCCACCGCUGGGGAGAGUGUGUACAAGGUGCUAGGGCUGGAGAAAGGAGCGUCAGCCGAGGACAUCAAGAAAGCAUACAGAAAACUAGCCCUGAAGUAUCACCCGGACAAGAACCCAGACAACCCGGAGGCAGCGGAAAAGUUUAAGGAGAUCAACAACGCCAACUCUAUUUUAAAUGAUGAGACCAAGAGGAAGAUUUAUGAUGAGUAUGGCUCCAUGGGCCUGUAUGUGUCCGAACAGUUUGGAGAGGAAAGUGUCAAAUACUACUUCCUCAUGUCCAAAUGGUGGUUUAAGGGUCUGGUACUGUGCUGCACACUGUUCACCUGCUGCUGCUGUUGCUGCUGCUGCUGUUUCUGCUGUGGGAAGUGUAAACCACCGGACGACGAUGAAAGCUACCACUAUGUCGACCCCGAAGACCUGGAGGCUCAAAUCAAAGCAGAGCAGGACGGAGGUAACACAGUAAUCAUAGGCCAGCCCACAUCUAAUCUUGGCCCAGAAAACCCAGAAGGCCAGACUCAGCCCAUCCCCCUGCCCAUGCCCAUGCCAAUGCCUCCACCUGAGCCCCAGGCACCGACCUCAGCCAACCCAGCAGGGGAAGAAAACCCUGGAGAGACCUUACCAGAGUCGAAAUGACUCGAAAGUGAUGGUGUAGAUGAGCCUCAACAAGCAGAAGCAGCCUUUCAAGUCCUCAUUACGACCCAGCCACAUUUGACUGCUGCCAGAGAUCCAGAGACCCAGAGACCAGCCAGCCCAGGCCCACGCCGAAAUCCUCCCCCCUCAACCUUCUUCAUCUACCCACUGGACAUCACCUGUAAGGUGGGCACUUAGAGGCUCUUUUCCCCCUCCAUGGACCUCACAGUAUGGAGGAGUAUUCAUGUAAAUUAAACUAUGAGCUGGGCUCUGGCAACGCUCAGACCCUCAUCGAAAAAUUAAUGUCAUCUAGUAAAUACAAGGCAACCAGCCUCUCUCCUUCCAGCUUGCCAUAGUCCAACCUGGGCUGGAUGUGACCUUGGUAGUGGCCCAGUUAUCCAGGGCUUGGCAACAAGUUACUAAUCUGUUCUGGUCGUCCCAUUCCAACCAGUAAGGAUGUGACACUGGGCAGGAAGAUGGCAAAAACGGGGGAACAUGAGGGCAAAAAAAACAAAAAAACAUGAUGGAAAGUUACCAAUCCAGGCAAGGACUGGAGUUCUCUUUAUCUCUCUCAGUCCCAUCCCUCCCUGUGUCCUUCUGAUGUGGACUCUGUUUGUGACCAGCAGGAGUUUUUCUUUUUUCUUUUUUCUUUUAUUACAUUUCUCCCCCUUUAACUUGUUUUGGAGUUUCCCUCCAAAAAAAGGCACCAAGGUUGAUGGUAAAGUAACUCCAUUAUGGAAUUGGAUGACGCCUGUGAUGUGUAGAAAUCAUCAGAAGCCAGCAGCGAAACAGAAACCACGCGUUCAGACCGUCGAUGACGAUGUGGAAUACCAAUAUUUUUUCUCCUCUUCUUCCUCCCGUCUUCUUUCAAGGAACAGUCGCCUUCAGUUCAAUUUUGCAUCACUGCCCGCUCACAUUCAUUCAUGCACCAAAACUCUUGAUGCCAAGUGUGGUGGUAACAAAAGAAUUCUUCAAAGGAUGGAGGGUCAAUACUACAUUUCAUUUCAAACAAAUGCACAAUCUGAGAGAUGCGACAGAGCAGAGGAGCCUGCAGUGACUGAUGUUCACAGAUUGUCUUGUUUAAAUGUCUGAGCCAAAACCUGGGGGCAGAAGAUUUAGAUCAGGACUAGAGUCGAGGAUUACGUCCCCAAUGUGCAUGCAUUUCUUUUUUUUUUUUUUUUUUUUUUCUUUUUUGUCCGGAUGCAUGCCUCCAACUGUACAGCACUGGAAUACAUAUCCCAGAACUACAGACAUGCAAACUCUGGUUACACACAUCCUGUAUACAAACACACACUUGUACCAGCCCGUAUGUCAUUGUGUGCCAUCCUCGGCAAAAAAAAGAAAAUAUAACCCCGCCCCCUUCCGGCAUAAUCUAUAUCUUUAAAUGGACGACAACAGAUGCCAUAAAAUGGAAAAUAAAUGAAGCGCUGAAGCUAUAACUAGAAAAGACUUUUAAUUAAUGUUUUGUCAGACCUACAUGACUGCGCUCAUUCUUUUGUUGUUUGGUAGACCAAAGCUUGCAGCUCCAUGUAGCCAGCCAGCCCAUGGUGAGACAGGUGGAACGCCAUUUCCUCCAUAAGCUACAGUUCAGUUUGUCAAAGUUGUUUGUAUAAUAUGCAUUUAGGUCUAUGCACCUCGUGACGUGAGUCUGUUGCCAUUUUUUUUUCAGUCUCAGUUCAGUGAAGUGUAAAUCUUCUUUUGUUCCUGUUUUUGCUUCCAGAAAAAAACAACACAAACCAUCAACUUUUAAGUUACUUGAUAAUAAAUAACCUCAGGUCCAGAUUCACUAAGACUGCAUUACAAGGGCAAGCUAUAAUUUGAUUGCAUUGAGGUUUUUGGGUUUUUCGUUUAAUUCGCAGGAUGUUUUUUUUUUUUUUUUUCUUUUCCAAUUUAUUUGUGGCUCUUGAACAGAGCACAGAGCAAUCGACCAUCUUUAUUGCAGAUUUUAGGCACUCGCAUUAAGUCCUGCAUCUUUUCACUCAAAUGUGUUGAAUUUCCAGGAUAGAAAACCCUCUCCUCAAUGUGACAGUGCUGUGCCUUGAACAAUAAUCGCAGCAGUGAACGAACAACAUUUUGAUGUCACCUGUGCACCUGUUUUGUAGCUGUUGCUGUCUUGUUUAGCGUGAUGUCACCCAUAAAUAUUAAAUAUAAUGUGGAAAGGAUAAUCAGAUUACAUUUGUUGGUGAUAAGCAUGGUUCCCUCAUUUGCUGAUUGUGGUCAGUUGUUGUUGCUCCUCCCUGUGCAAAACCUUUAGUGAAUCUGGAUCAGUGUUGGUGCUUCAGCUCCUUGAACUGCACAGUGAUCACAGCCACAACAGAUCUUCAUUAGAGUUUUAUAAAUCUGGUCUCAAACUAACAUUUUCUCUUUUUUAUUUAAAUCCCAUUUUCUCUACACUGGGUGUGUUCACUCAAGGUUUAAGUUGGUUUUAUUUGACAUUUUCUCUUUUGGAUUUGGGUCUGAUUAUUAGAGAGGAGCGUUCACUCAUCAGUCAUGGGUAAUUGGUCAAAUGCUCAACUUUAGGGCUGCAGCUAAUGAUUAUUACCAGCUGUGUGUGUGUGUGUGUGUGUGUGUGUGUGUGUGUGUGUGUGUGUGUGUGUGUGUGUGUGAGAUCAUGUGAUCCUGGAGAAACCUUAUGUAGCGUGAUCUACUACAGAGGAGGUUUUGAGUACUUUGGUAGGUGUUUAUAUGUCUGUCUGUCCGUGGACAAAUUUCAUCAGCGCAACGUCAUAAAACUUUACAGGUGUGUAGUCGAGAUCAAAAUGAAGGCCGAGUUUGAAGAUGGGUGUGGCCCAACCCAUGAGUCCUAAGUAUUCAUGUAAUAAUGUGGUUAUAAAACUACUCAUGGGUCAGAGCGUCAACAUGUUGACAGCAGCUGGUGUGAUUCCCUCACAACAUGGUUUUCUUUAUCUAUUGUUACUGUCUACAAAAUGUAAACAAAGUCACAGUUUACCAGAGCAAAGAGAUUCAGCAAAGAAACGCACAUUUUUAUACUUUGGUUUUAAUAUGGAACAAACAAACAAGAUAUAACACGCUUCCUUUAGCUUCAUGUAUAGACAUGAGAGUACAAGCAAGAAAGCAAAUAUAGAAAACAAGUAUAUUUGCCAAAAUGUGUAACUGUUCCUUUAAUUGGGCUCAUUUGAAAAGAAAAAACAUGUAUAGUUUUUAAGAUAUUUGAUAAAACAAUUUGUCCCAGGAACAUUUGCAUUAUUAUGUCUCUAUUAAUUCUAUCAAACCUGAGUUAUUGUCCAGGGAGGAGUUUGUUCCCAGUUGGUAAAUUUUUGUUAUAUAUAUAUAUAUUAUGAAAUAUUUUUCCUCUUUAAUGAAAGGGUGAAAUUUAAAGGUUCAUUCUUUGUUUUUCUCCCAUGAUAAAUUAAGUCCAUUAAAUGCACUGUUACACUUCAGUUAACGCUGCUUCAGUAUUUCCUGAUGAACUGCAGUAAACUAAUGUAAUGUCAUUUUUUUUUAAAUUACAAACUCCACUUUGUCCUGGCUCUGUGUUUGAUGGAUCACAUAUCUGCUUGUCUGCAAACUUGAAGGUCAUUAAUUCAUCUUUUUUGCCAUCAAUAGCCAAAAUAUAAUUUCAAGAGCGUCUCAUAACAUUUCAGGUCUUUUGAUUUUUGUCUAACUUCAGAUCCUCUCACAUCAAAUCACUUCAGUAUAAAAGCAACAAGGUCAUGGAGCACUGACAGGAGAUGUGUUAUUUAUUAUUUUUUUAAUUGUUGUAAAUAAAUUAAAAUAAAACGGCAAAAUAACUGACAAAAUUCCUUUUUGUUGAUGGACAUGUUUUAUGAAUUAUUGUCUAUUUUAACAGUGUACAUGCAUUUUUAUUGUUAACUUUUUUUUAAUUUACUGUAUAUCUUAUAAAAAUACCAUAACUGAAAUCUAAUAUUACUAAAAGUGAUGGAGGUCAACUUGUUGAUCAACCUAGGUUUUAAAUGAUGAGCGCAGACUCUACGUUCAUGUGUGGCUACUUUAAAUCAGGCUCCAUGCUUACCUCUUAGUAUACACUGUGUCAAAUACAAACACCAUGCUAAUGCUUAUGCUAAAAACAGCUAUCGUGGAGCUAACGUUCUUCCAGGGAAAGAUGGAUGACUGUCCAGUGGUACAAUCUUUUCAAGAGUGUCAAGAAACUUAAAUUGAAUUGAACGUAAGAGUAGAACAACAUGAUUUUAUUAUUGUAGAUGAUUUUCUUUUCUUUUUUUUUCUUUUGGGCGUGUCACUCACUGUUGUAGUUCCCUGUGAACGAUCUGUAAAUGAGUUAUUAUGAAAUUCAACCAAAUAAAAAAAAAACGGGGAUUUUAUAACCA
This is a messenger RNA of Seriola aureovittata, 5448 nucleotides long. RefSeq names its product DnaJ (Hsp40) homolog, subfamily C, member 5 gamma a (gene dnajc5ga). The record is from RefSeq and is a predicted model, not a curated record. Bases 473 to 1144 code for a protein of 223 amino acids. The transcript has 8 exons. NCBI's taxonomy places the organism in Eukaryota, Metazoa, Chordata, Actinopteri, Carangiformes, Carangidae.